AUGGGUCAAACAAAUCGCAAGCAAAAACCGGAGUGUACAAAUGCGGAAGUAGCAGAAAAGGUGGAGAAGCAUGAGGAAGAACAGGAUGAGGAAUCAGAAUACGUCCAGGAAAAUAUGAAAACGAGCGAAUCAAAUGAGAAUGUUGACGAGGAGAUAAAAGAAUCCCAAGAAGCACUGGCAAAGAAGGAGGAAAAAUCCGAUCAAGAAGAAGAAGAACCAGACGUUAAGAAAUUCAAGAAAACAUCCAAGAGAACUGAAGCUUCGAGCCGGAAAACACUUUCUACCGUAUCUCAACAAAAAUUGGAAUCAUUCAAUACGUUGCUGCCUCGUUUGAAGCACGAUCCCGAAAAUGAUAUCAGUGACGAAGACUUCAAGAAAAUGUUUCAUGCUCUCUGUACAAAGGCGGACGAAAUUGCGGAAACAGUGGCAAAGCAUGAGGAAAAACAGAUGGAGGAAUCGGAAUACGUUCAGAAGGUUACAAAAAGGGGCAGAUCUGAUAAAUGUGCUGCCGACAAAAUGAAAGAAUCCCGAGAAGUAACAUCAAAGAAGAACGAAAAACAAGGAACACGUGAUCAACAAUUGAAGAGAACAACCAAGAGAUUCGAAGGAAGGGAACAGGAAAGAUGGGAAGAAUCCGAUCAAGAAGAAUGGGAAGAAUCAAAGCCAGUAUUGAAGAAAGCCAAGACAAAAUCCAAGGGAAAUGGAGUUUCGAACCGUAAAAAGCCAAGUGCUAGCAAGCUGCCACGAAAAUUGGAAUCGUUGGGUGCCUUGCUGCACAGUUUGAAGCAUGAUCCCAACAACGUCAUCAGUGACGAUGACCUCAAUAAGCUGUUUCAUGCUCUCUGCCCAGACACAGACAAGCUCUACGACUCCGACGACAGCAUCAUUUCGGAGAUUGACGGUCUGAGUGCUGCUGAGUUAGCCGAUGGAACGGCACGUUGUCGAGAAGCCAUGGAAUAUAUUAGAGCCUUGCCAGAGAAAAUGAAAGCCGUCGAUGUGAUACUGAACCAAGGAAAUGAGACUAAAAAGGAACGAGAAGAUAGAAAAAAGGCAAUUAGAGAAAUCACGCAUGGAUUGAAAACGAAGGAUGAGAAAGCUCGAGCAGAGAGAAUCUUUCAGCGAGAGAAGAAAAAGUUGGAGAAAAGUUUCGCGACGGUUGUGCAAGUUUUCGAUAAAGAUGAGUGCAAGACUCUGUGCUCCGACUCUGAACUUCCUCUCGUCACAACUCGCCACCUGGACCACUUCUGGAAACAAUGGCCAAAAUUGAAAGAAGGUCUCUACCGUGGCAAUUUCUUCACCAAUGGACAAACAAAGGCUCAGUAUUUGAAAACUCGCAUCGCAAAGAUUUUUGAGCAUAAGGAGGUAUUAGAAGUCUUGGCCACGGAUCGCUAUGGAUUUGAGUUCUCGACAAGAGAAGCCAUCCUGGUCCUUGCCAAAUACUACAACCCAAACCCUUUGAAACAAGACAAUGGAUUGUUGCAAAUCAACAUCAAAGAAUUGGCUGCCGCUGCAUAUAUCGCCUUUCGCUCUGCUGGUCGAGAGAUGCCCAAGAUCAACGACCCGUUGAGAAUGGCUCUAGGUUAUUAA
Molecule: messenger RNA, 1587 nt
Organism: Caenorhabditis briggsae
Lineage: Eukaryota; Metazoa; Nematoda; Chromadorea; Rhabditida; Rhabditidae
Exons: 7
Coding region: 1-1587 (528 amino acids)
Source: RefSeq, a predicted model, not a curated record